AUGUCGAGGUUCAAACGAGCUAUGCCAGGGGGCAACAGCAUCCUGAGCACUUUGCAGGCGACCGAGAUGAUCGAUAGCAAACCUGUAUUGCCCGCCGAGAUCAUCGUAACGAUACUCGAUUACCUCCCCGUCGAUGACCUGAUGCGUUUCGCUCGCACCUCCCGCCGCAUGCGCGAGAUGGUCUACGACGACACGCGGUGGGUGGCUCGCCUGAAGAGCAUGGGGUGCUGGGACGAGGCGGAAGCACGCCGCCGCUUCGACGACGCUCUCAAGCGGCGCCGUGAGGCACAGGAGCGAGCUGCUGCUGCCGCCGCCGCCGCAAGUGGACAACCCGGUGCGGCGGGUGCCGAAGUUGGACGGCAGGUGGGCGUGGGCAGAACAAGCAUAACACUUUUCGAUGCGUCAGUCGAGGAGGAGCGCCGGAAGAAGCAGGCGUCUGGUGUAUCAGAUGUGCGGGACGGCUUCGAGACGAUGAGCCUGGGCGGGGCGUCGCAGCCAGCACCACAAGCGCCCAAAGACCCAUUCCAGGACCCUGAGGCGCUCCUACAGGUGAUCAAGAACGUGAAGAGUGUUCGAGGGCAUGCACGAGAAGAAUAUGGGAAGAUAUACGGGGCGCUCGGCCCAUUCUACUUCGAUCUUGUACGGGCGCGGAGCCAUGCGGAUCCAAUCGUCUUCAAGGUGUUUCGGGAUCCGGAACGGCAGGCGCAGAUGCUCGGUAACCUCCACGUCUUUGCGCGGAGCGAUUGGGCGCAGGGAUGGAGAGAGCGGGAGGACAAGCUUAGUACGAUGGCGAGCAUCUUCGAGAGUGCCGUGCUGCGCGAGUUUGAACAAGGCUAUGAAUUCUGGGACGUUGAAGGUCGUAUGCACCGUUAUGCUCACGUCCUGGAUGCUCUCAAUGGCAGCACGGCCGCCGUCGAACUCUUCAUCUCGAAACAUCCAAUCUUCUCUGACCGCGAUGUCAUGGCCAACUCAAUGGACUGUAUCAACCAGGCGUCCGCAGACGGCAUCAUAUUAGACCCUUCAAGAGAGUUCUUCGAGCUUCUUGCGCGCAAGGUCAAUGAUCAGUCUGCAGUCAUCGAGAAGAUAUUCCCAAAUGCGGACAAAGUUUUCUGGACUUUCGUCGACAAGGUCAGGGAGGAUAUCAUCAUGGAGUACGCUACACCACUAUUUGACGAAGCUCACGAACGAAGUCUCGAAUCCUAUCUUAAAGCAGUAUCCGGUGUCUUCGAACAAUGUCUGCAAUUUCUAAGGGCACUGGAACCGCCAAAAGGCUCACAAGAAAAUCAGGUAGAGAAAGCAAAAGAGUUGGCUCUAAAAGUCUUCGAGCCACAUCUGGACCUCUACUUGCAAGAAGAGUUAGAGUACUUUACUAAGCACGCAGAGACCGAGGUCGGCAAUUGGGACAAGAAGCUUUCUGAACAAGAUGCCACUGUGGAGUCGUUCUACAUGGCGAACUUCAACAAGCAGGUCGACAAGAAAGACUUUCUAAGCUCAUUCAAAAAGGUCGUCAUGAUGCCCGUCACAGUACUACCGACAUUGCCCGGACAGCUUCUCACGUCACCGUUUGGCGGAUCAAGCAAAGCAGCAACGGCACAGCCUCCCGUUACUCCCAACGGCACAACUUUACAGGCGGUUUCUCCGAAUCCGUCACGGCCACAAACUCCGGGGCUCGGUCCUGGAUUGGAGAGGAGAGGCAGUCCGUUGCCUGAUAAAGCGCCUACAGACGAGCUCGCGGCCAAGGCAGCCCUCAUGGCAUCUAGGCUGGAAGGCAUCAAGUCGCUUUUCAGCAUCGAGGUAGCCCUCAAUCUCGUUCAUGCGGCCAAGACUAGUCUAGGCCGGGCAGCGGUAUUCAUUCGUCUAGGUGGCCAGGCAGGCGAGGAGGCCCGAGAGCAGAGCGAGCAGAUCUUUGUUGUUCUGCUGCGUGUUCUGGGAAAUCGGCACAUCAAGCCAGGCUUCGAAAAAGCGGUCGAUCAUCUCUCACAUUACAAAGCGCGUGAAGUCAGCGAUCACAGCGAGGCCGGAGUGGCACCACUGGUCACGUUUAUUGAGCUGGUCAAUGUUGGCGAUUUGAUCAGUCAAAUGAUCGAUGUGUUCUACGAGCAGCAACUGGCAGGCCCCAGGAUUGCCGACCGCAAUGACUUCCUAGACCCAGCAGGGCUGGCAAAGAAGAAGUUCGAGCAGAUGCUGGACGAAAGUGUUGCUGCAGGGCUAAACAAGGGCAUUGAUGUGCUCAUGGACGAGGUUGAGUACAUCUGUGCAACGACACAGCAACCCACAGACUACAACCCACUACCUGCGGGUACCACCGCCGAGAAGCGCGGCUCUGUCGCCGUAGCGCCGGCCAUCAGUGAUCUCGGGCCGACACCAACGGCACAGCGCACCGUCGAGCUUGUCAGCAGCCACACGCGCAUGCUCGUGGGCAGCACGGAGAAGACGAUGCUAGACGUGUUCAACGGCGAGGUAGGCCUGCGGCUGUUCACCGCCGUGUGCAAGCAUCUCAAGAGGCAACGCAUCAGCACCGAGGGUGCAAUCAAGCUCAUCGCUGACAUGAAUCUCUACUUUGAUUAUAUCCAGACGCUCAAGAACCCGGACCUGCUGGAUUACUUCAAAGCUCUGCGAGAGCUCAGUCAGAUCUACCUGAUUGACCCGCGUCAUGCCAAGGAAAUGGCCACAAUCAUUGCCGACGGGGACCGCUUCGGCGGGAUUUUCAGGGCGGAGGAGGUAUACGAGUUCGCAGAGCGCCGAGCGGACUGGUACCAGGUGAAGAGGGAUGUAGAGAGGGCCAUGUAUGGCCUGGAGUGCAGCCUGAUGUAA
Phaeoacremonium minimum UCRPA7 is the source of this 2814-nucleotide messenger RNA. RefSeq names its product putative f-box protein pof6 protein. The record is from RefSeq and is a predicted model, not a curated record. The coding region runs from base 1 to 2814 and encodes 937 amino acids. NCBI's taxonomy places the organism in Eukaryota, Fungi, Ascomycota, Sordariomycetes, Togniniales, Togniniaceae. The transcript has 2 exons. Gene Ontology annotation, biological process: Golgi to plasma membrane transport; exocytosis. Gene Ontology annotation, molecular function: protein binding. Gene Ontology annotation, cellular component: exocyst; cytoplasm.